Messenger RNA from Sphaeramia orbicularis (orbiculate cardinalfish), 519 nucleotides. RefSeq names its product splicing regulatory glutamine/lysine-rich protein 1-like. The annotation marks the transcript as partial. The transcript is spliced from 4 exons. The record is from RefSeq and is a predicted model, not a curated record. Lineage: Eukaryota; Metazoa; Chordata; Actinopteri; Kurtiformes; Apogonidae.
AAACAACACAGAGUUGGUGAAGAAAAAAAUAAAACAAAAAAAGACAAGAAAGACUCCAACUGGAGCCGCGCACCAGGACGGGGGAAGACCGGGACGAGAAAGACCAGGACAAGAAAGACCGGGACGAGAAAGACCAGGACCAGAAAGACCAGGAAAAGAAAGACCAGGACCAGAAAGGCCAGGAUGAGAAAGACCACAGUGAGAAAGACCAGGACGAGAAAGACCCGGACAAAAAAGACCAGGACAAGAAAGACCAGAAUGAGAAAGACCAGGACAAGAAAGACCAGGAUGAGAAAGACCAGGACGGUGGAAGACCAGGACAAGAAAGACCAGGACAAGAAAGACCAGGACAAAAAAGACCAGGACAAGAAAGACCAGAAUGAGAAAGACCAGGACGAGAAAGACCAGGAAAAGAAAGACCAGGACGAGAAAGACCAGGAAAAGAAAGACCAGAAUGGUGGAAGACCAGGACAUAAAAGACCAGGACAAAAAAGACCGGGACAAGAAAGACCAGAAUGA